GCCCGAUAAUGGCUGCAAUCCCCAUCUACUCAGCCUUAAAGGGAAGAUAAGGUUCAUAACAACUCAAUGUCUGGCUUUGAGAUCGCCGGUGCCGUACUUGGCGCUCUCCCGAUUGCUUUUGCCGCCUUCGGGAAGUUCCAAGAAGUCGAGGACAGUUUCCAUGUCAGAAGAGAGUAUAAAGAAUGCGAAUAUAACCUUAGAUGUUGCAAAACAUUUUUCAGGGCCCGUCUCAGGCUAUUAUUAUCAGAUUUAACUGAAGAUCAAGAGAGGAUAGGAGAGUUGUUAUCAGACCCGGGGGGUCACGGUUGGCACGACAAGGAUAUUACAGAUGUCCUCAUGCAUCGAUUGGGUGAAGACUCAUACAAACCUUUCAUGGAUUGUAUAGAGCAUACCAGAAAGACCCUGAAUGAUUUUGACGACGAGCUAGCUUUGGAAGCGGGCGUAAUACAAGAAUUUCUCCAAAAGCGAAAAACUCAAACGUCGAAGACUCGCUUGAGAGAAUUAGCUACGAAAAAUAACCUUCGAUUCCAGGCGUAUAAACUAAAAUUCAGUAGCAGGAGGAGCAUUCGCUCGAGACUGUUUGAAAAGCUGAAGCUGUAUGAUUCUCAACUAGAAGGAUUGCUGAAAAUGGGUGAAAAGGAGCCAGCUGCCGUUAAAGAUCGAAAGAUGGCCUUGAAAAUUGAUGGUUCAGCCUUAUGCAACUUUUGGAUACAAGCCAAUGUGUUUUUCAAAGCUCUUGCAUCUGCAUGGUGUUGCAAUUGUCACGAUCCACACAUUGUAAAGUUGCUGUUAGAACAUCGAACUAGCAAAGAAAAGAAGUUCAGUGUCCUAUUUGCGACACAGCUACACUCAUGCUGGGAUAUACAGAAGGUGCUAAUGGUUGAAGGUAAUGAUAAUCGAGCCCAAUCAUUGCCCGCAAGUCGUUCUGUCGUCACAAGUCUUACUGUACACGAGCCGCAUCAUAAAGCUAGCAUUCCUAUAAGACCAGCAAUGGGAAAUAGUGACCCGCAUGGCAAAGAAAAGCAAGGACGAUCAAAGGCAGUUCGAAUGCUUCCUACGUCCGAGGUCCAUAUUGAUCAUGGAAAUCCAAUCUUGAGCCUCUGUGAAUCCCUAGUCCAGGGAACUGGCGAUGUUUGUGGCUAUCUCUCUGAGGAUGACAACCGAUACUACGUGUACAAGGUAUCUCAACAGCAAACCGACAGUUUUGUCACGAUAGAUCAAAUACUUCGGAGGGAAGUAUCACCAUUUCCUAGCCGUCGAAAGCGAUACGAACUCUCCUUCAUUUUAGCAUCUUCGUUUCUACAGCUUGUUGGCACCCCUUGGCUCCCCGAGGCAUGGAAAAAGUCGGACAUUGUCUUUAUCGGUAAUGACAAGAGCGCCCGCACGAUUGUCCUCGACCAGCCUCAUCUCAAACGCGACUUUAUGGACAAUGUUAGAUCUAAGGAUGAUCAGAAUCUACAGAAAUUAUCAUCCAACAUAAAUACGAAUGGCAGAAGUAUAAAGGCUUCCCGAUCACUGGAACUACUAGGCAUCAUUCUCCUAGAGCUAUGUUUCGGUAAAUUACUCGAAGACCAACCGUAUCGCAAGGAUGAUUGGCCCGUUGGAGAGAAUGACACACAGAAAGACUUAUUCGAUGUCAUUGCCGCCCAGAAAUGGAACGACGAAGUCAACGAGGAAGCGGGAAACGACUUUGACCAAGCAAUCAGAUGGUGUCUCGAGGGACAUCACAGCACCCCGCCUGAGAAAUGGAGGCAUGAGAUGCUGAGACGGGUCGUCCAACCACUUGAGAAAUGUCACAAGUACCUUUCUCAAGGAUGAUACUUUUCCAAGGUUAUUCGAGAAGAAGCGGUUAUAUACGCAGUUUAACUGGCUCCUCGAUGCCCUUUUGAUGAGAUUAUAGUGUAUAAGAGGGGAAAAUAUAUCUUGUAUGAUAUUAACUAUGUCAUCUCAAAUAUAUAGCUGCCUAGCAGGAGAGUACUCAAGUAUCAAGUCUCAAGUGUAGCGAAGACCUAAGUUGCCAAACCUACAUCCUAGUGAAGCUACCGAGAUAUAGCCGUCUACCUUACUAGAGUAAAGAAAAAAGAAAGAGGAGAAAGAGAAAGAUGAGCACCUAACUAUAAGGAGAUGAGAUAAGUUUCG
Daldinia decipiens is the source of this 2139-nucleotide messenger RNA. RefSeq lists its product as uncharacterized. The coding region runs from base 67 to 1818 and encodes 583 amino acids. The record is from RefSeq and is a predicted model, not a curated record. NCBI's taxonomy places the organism in Eukaryota, Fungi, Ascomycota, Sordariomycetes, Xylariales, Hypoxylaceae. The transcript has 3 exons.